Messenger RNA from Babesia ovata, 1182 nucleotides. RefSeq names its product Ribosome-binding protein 1. Lineage: Eukaryota; Apicomplexa; Aconoidasida; Piroplasmida; Babesiidae. The transcript has a single exon. Bases 1 to 1182 code for a protein of 393 amino acids. The record is from RefSeq and is a predicted model, not a curated record.
AUGCUUAUUUGGCUGGCCGGACUUCAGAACCCGAAGCAUCAAGACACUCUGACACAGUGUAUUGAGAAAGCUUUCAAGGACGGAGAUAGUGACCCAUCAGAUCUCACACUCCCAUUCAACGGUGCUGAGAUCCGCCCUGAAGAUGUAUUGAACAUCUUAAAACUUACCGCCCUGUUUGCAGCUUCAGUGCUAUCUACCAUUGAGCCUGCCUGGAAAGGUAACAUCACGUUAUCUGCUACAUUCAAAAGUAAGGACUCCGACCAAGCUCAGGACCCCGAUUGCUGCGUCCUCCUCUGCCAGCUGCGAGACUACGUCUACGCCUGCUACCACCAGCUGACGUUCUUAAAGUCGCAGUGUUCUCGGGAGCAGUCUGAAGGUGGCUGGCAUAAUCAUGAAUAUGGCCAUGCUGUGUCUCCCCAAAAGUCCCCCCUCCAGGCCUUCCUGACCGACGCCUCCGCCUCCAAGUUCAAGACUCACCCCUUCGACCCGUGUGACAUCUGCCGCAAGAGCCGUGCCAACAUGGGAUUCAGGGAGGAGGAUCUGCCUACACCUCAGCAAACUGGCAACAUACUCAACGACAUCCUCACUCCCAGCUGCGGCGGCGAGGAUCCCUUGCCGACGCUAUGCUCUUACCUCAAUUGCCUCACCAGGCGGACGCCACGCACCACCGGGGAGCUUGUCUCAUUCUUCCACAAUUUUGGGAAUGAGCUUCAUGAUGUGUCCUCAAGUUUUUCCUCUCUGGGCUCCGCCCUCUCCAGUCAGCAUGACGACUGCCCCGAGUGGGAUCAACUUGCUGCCGACGACCUCCAUGUCAUCAAGGGCAUCCGGGGCUCCGCCCCUCCCACCUCCAACCACGACCACGACAAGGACCAUCCUAGGACACUGUCCAAGCUGCUUGGCUGUGGUAUCGAUAAUGCCCAGUGCCCACAACAUAUGAAGCCCAUCACCUACCGGGCCUACGCCCUGUACUCUUCCAGCUUCGCCCACCACUACCUCAGCUGGGUGGCCUACCUGCCAGACAGACUUUGGGACUCGCUUGAUAGGCUGCAAGAGGAUCUCGAGAACCUUCAAUGUCACGACGAUAAAUCCCUCCACCGCUGUGACAAAGCCAUGCCCCUCCUCUACCUACACGGGAUCACGUCGCCGGACGGUGUAUCCCAGCCUUCACUCACGUGUUCCUAG